Oppiella nova is the source of this 528-nucleotide messenger RNA. The record is from the annotation of a GenBank genome assembly. NCBI's taxonomy places the organism in Eukaryota, Metazoa, Arthropoda, Arachnida, Sarcoptiformes, Oppiidae.
AUGGCGGGUGUCAUGAGGAAUGAGGGAUCAAAACUAGCUUAUGUAUCUUUUCCGCAACUGCACCGUAUUAUCACUGAUAAAGACUUUGAUGAUAUGGUUAUCAUAACAAACGAGUCAUACCAUGGAUUGAAGUUUCAAAGUAUUAGACAAUUCUAUCUCAAAGAUGACCACAAAAAUCACUCGUCGGAUGUGUUAAGGAAAGCGUUUUACGAGUUUUACGGCGAUAUUCACAUCAAAUGUCCGACAUAUCUAACGGCCAAACAAUACGCCAAUUAUGCCAUCAAAAGUGGUUCAAAAAAUAGGGUUUAUUUCUAUGAACUCACAUAUGAGUCAAAAUUCGCUAAAUUCAUGGGUUGUGAUGAGCACAUGAUGGGUGUCUGUCACGGAUCGGAACUGGAUAAACUUGAUGACCAGUGGACGCAUAUAUUGGAUAAUAAUUUGAUUAAUGUUAAAGACUUGAAUCCAAUGAAUACGAGUCGACUGACCAACUAUCAGAAUUUACCCAACCAAUCUAACCUAACCAAAUAA